This is a messenger RNA of Capronia coronata CBS 617.96, 1032 nucleotides long. Its product is annotated as alcohol dehydrogenase. Bases 1 to 1032 code for a protein of 343 amino acids. Gene Ontology annotation, cellular component: cytoplasm. NCBI's taxonomy places the organism in Eukaryota, Fungi, Ascomycota, Eurotiomycetes, Chaetothyriales, Herpotrichiellaceae. The record is from RefSeq and is a predicted model, not a curated record. The transcript has 2 exons.
AUGGCCGUCCCCAAACUCCCGACCCGCAAACUCGGCAAGAACGGACCCGAGGUCACAGCUCUAGGCUUCGGCCUGAUGGGCCUGAGUGCCUUCUACGGCGCGCCCAAGCCUGACGAAGAGCGAUUCGCCCUGCUCGACCACGUGUACAAGUCCGGCGAACUGCUGUGGGACAGUGCCGACAUCUACGGCGACAGCGAGGAUUUGGUCGGACGAUGGUUCAAGCGGAACCCGGGCGCACGGGAGAAGAUCUUCCUCGCCACCAAGUUCGCCAACUACGUCGACCCCAAGACCGGGGAGAGAAGGAUCCGCAACGAGCCCGAAUACAUCAAGGCCGCGUGCGACAAGUCGUUGCAGAGACUCGGCGUGGACCAGAUCGAUUUGUACUACUGUCAUCGAAUCCAACAGGACCAACCGAUUGAGAUCACGGUCAAAGUGAUGAAGGAGUUGCAGGAUGCCGGCAAGGUCAAGUAUCUGGGUCUGAGCGAGUGCAGUGCCGCCACUCUGCGCAGGGCUUGCAAGGUGGUCCACAUCGAUGCUGUGCAGAUGGAAUACAGUCCCUUCUCCAUGGAGAUCGAGGACUACGGUCUGUUGCAGGCAUGCCGGGAACUCGGCGUGGCCAUGGUUGCAUACUCGCCCUUGGGUCGUGGGUUUCUGACAGGCAGCAUCAAAAGCCCCGAUGAUUUCGAAGACAACGACUUCCGCAAAUAUGCCCCCCGCUUCAGUCCGGAGAAUUUCCCCAAGAAUCUGAAAUUGGUCGACGAAAUCAAGGCUCUGGCGGAGGAGAAAGGCUGCACGCCCGGUCAAUUGGUGCUUGCGUUUUUGAUGGCUCAGGGAGACGACAUCAUCCCUAUUCCGGGGACGACCAAGACCAAGAACUUUGAUGAGAAUCUGGGAGCCCUGAACGUCAAGAUCACCAAGGAGGACAACGACAAGAUCCGCAAGGCUAUUAGUGCAACCGAAGUGCAUGGAGGGCGCUAUCCGGAGGCGUUCGCAAAGAAUUCCUUUGCCGACACUGUUCCGCUGAAGGAGUAG